AUGGAGAAGAUGAGUGUAGAAACCAUAAAACCUUCUUCGGCAACUCCACAAUCUCUCCGUACUCUCCACCUUUCCACUGUUGAUUACAGGAUGCAGUCAGUGUACACAUACGCAUGUCUUUUCUACACCAACGAUCCCUCAAUCCCGCCAGAAGAAACCACCCAUAAACUGAAGAAUUCUCUCUCCCAAACCUUAACCAGCUUCUACCCUUUUGCCGGAAGAAUUAACGGUCUCGCUGUCGACUGUAACGACGAAGGAGCCAUAUUCAUCGAAGCCACUCUCGGCAACUCUACACUUUCUGCCUUUCUCAACUCCCCCGCCCCAGAUUCAAAUGAGAUUCAACAAACUCUGCUUCCUCUCCACCAUGUCCCUAAAACAAGCGAGGGCUCUAUAACGUGGCCUCUUCUGCUCGUGAAGGCGAGUUACUUCCAAUGUGGAGGCAUGUCCCUCGGGAUCUGCAUGUCCCAUAAGCUCGCAGACGCAGCCUCCUUGUCAGCCUUCAUACGGGCCUGGGCUGCGACCGCUCGAGGAGAGGACGGCACGGUGGGCAAACCUGAGUUCGCGGGGAUAAACGUAUACCCACCACCCCCACUUCAUGACGCCUUCAAAGUUGCUGAGAUACACAAACCUAAAAUAACAGGUGUGACUAAGAGAUUCGUUUUCAGUGGGUCAAAGAUAGAUGAGCUCAAGGCCAAAGUCGCACAACCACGGCCUACUCGGGUCCAGUGCGUCACUGCUCUUCUAUGGAGAUGUGUCUGUGCUGCUGCUGCAUCCGAGACAACAACGUCUACGAAAGUGCUGUUUCAACCUGCUAACUUGCGCACUAAGAUACCUUCUUUACUGUCGGAGAACCUAAUAGGAAAUCUCAUCCACACUAGCAUGACUUCAAGUCGAAAAGGCGAGGAGAUCGAUAUUCAAGAAACGGUUAAGGAGUUACGGAAACGGGGGGAGGAGUUGACCAGUCUUGUUCAAGAAAAUGAUGGGUCCACCACCACGGCGCUCGGUUCUAAAUUGUUAGUUAAAAUGUUUAAUGAUUACUCCAAGUUAAGCAAUGAGCCUGGCGACUCGAUGUACGCGGUGACUAGCUGGUGCAGGAUGCCGUUUUAUGAGGCUAAUUUUGGAAAGGGAUGUCCUGUUUGGGUCGUCGGAAACGUGGCUCCUCGACUCGAAUUGGUGACGAUGCUCUUAGAUUCCAAUGACUUUAAAGGGAUCGAAGCGUGGGUGACACUUUCUGAAGAAGACAUGCUUUCAUUCGAACAAAACCCAGAACUGCUUGCCUUUGCUUCUCCCAAUCCUGCUGUCAUUUUCUAA
This is a messenger RNA of Brassica napus (rape), 1311 nucleotides long. Its product is annotated as BAHD acyltransferase At5g47980-like. The transcript has a single exon. Bases 1 to 1311 code for a protein of 436 amino acids. The record is from RefSeq and is a predicted model, not a curated record. Lineage: Eukaryota; Viridiplantae; Streptophyta; Magnoliopsida; Brassicales; Brassicaceae.